GUUUGGUGUCGGUACUUCCGGUUUCCGCUGCAAGCGAAGUCACGUGGUGUGUCGAGUCAAGAUGGCGCCGGCCAAGAGAAAACGUGGAGGUGCAGAAACUAGACCUAUAAAGAAAGUUAAAUUUGUAGAAAAUGGAGAAAGUGAUAAAAACGACGCUGCGACGGAACAAGAGACGAGUAAAGAGAUCACGGUUCCGCCUCCGGUUUCUCUGGGCAAGUGGAAGAACAAGGAACGGGUUUUAGUUUUUUCCUCCCGAGGCAUUAACUUCAGAACACGGCAUCUGAUGCAGGAUCUCAGGACCAUGAUGCCUCACUCCAAAGCAGACACAAAAAUGGACAGAAAAGACAAGCUGUUUGUGGUGAAUGAGGUUUGCGAAAUCAAAAACUGCAACAAGUGCAUUUUCUUUGAAGCGAAGAAGAAAAAAGAUCUGUACAUGUGGGUCUCAAAUGUUCCUCAUGGACCUUCAGCCAAGUUCCUGGUACAGAAUCUGCACACACUCGCCGAGCUGAAGAUGACCGGAAAUUGCCUGAAAGGAUCCAGACCGCUGCUCUCAUUCGAUCCUAAGUUUGAUAAGGAGCCUCACUACUCCCUGCUGAAGGAGCUGUUCAUUCAGACCUUCUCUACGCCGCAGUAUCAUCCCCGCAGUCAGCCGUUCGUGGAUCACGUCUUCACCUUCACCAUCACAGACAACAGAGUCUGGUUCAGGAAUUAUCAGAUUAUAGAAGAGGACGCGUCACUUGUAGAAAUCGGCCCUCGCUUCGUCCUCAAUCUGAUUAAAAUUUUCCAGGGAAGCUUCGGCGGUCCGACACUUUAUGAAAACCCACAUUUCCAGUCACCGAACACGUAUCGACGCCUGCUGCGUCUCAGCAUGUCGGCUAAACAGAAAGAGAGGCAGAUGGUGAAGCAGAUCCAUCUGGAGAAAAGGAGCGAGGCCAAGGAACCGGUGACGACGGACGUGACGGACGACGUGUUUGUCACACCGGCCGAGAGGAAAGAGAGGAAGGUGCAGCUCGAAGCCCCGGAACAGAACCCGGGCAAGAAGAAGAAGAAGAAGAAGCUGACGGAGCUGAAGAAGAAGAAAGUGAUGAAACGUAAAGGCCUCAGAUGAAGAACCGGAGGUUUCGCAACGUCUCACCUUUUUCCCUCGUCGUCUUAUUUGUCCUUUUACUUUUCAGCUUUAAAGUGUACGGGAUUUUUUUUUUAAGGAUGUGUCUGAAACGUGUUAUUCUAAGGAUCUCAAAAUACGUACUGCUGUGUUGACUACGUUUAAUUUGUUACAACAUUAAACCGUUCGUAUGAAAA
This is a messenger RNA of Tachysurus fulvidraco (yellow catfish), 1302 nucleotides long. RefSeq names its product brix domain containing 2 (gene brix1). Gene Ontology annotation, biological process: ribosomal large subunit assembly; rRNA processing. Gene Ontology annotation, cellular component: nucleolus. Gene Ontology annotation, molecular function: rRNA binding. NCBI's taxonomy places the organism in Eukaryota, Metazoa, Chordata, Actinopteri, Siluriformes, Bagridae. The transcript is spliced from 10 exons. The coding region runs from base 62 to 1108 and encodes 348 amino acids. The record is from RefSeq and is a predicted model, not a curated record.